This is a messenger RNA of Bombyx mandarina (wild silkworm), 3785 nucleotides long. RefSeq names its product receptor-type guanylate cyclase Gyc76C. Gene Ontology annotation, molecular function: protein kinase activity; adenylate cyclase activity; guanylate cyclase activity. NCBI's taxonomy places the organism in Eukaryota, Metazoa, Arthropoda, Insecta, Lepidoptera, Bombycidae. Gene Ontology annotation, cellular component: plasma membrane. The record is from RefSeq and is a predicted model, not a curated record. Gene Ontology annotation, biological process: protein phosphorylation; receptor guanylyl cyclase signaling pathway; cGMP biosynthetic process.
AAACCACCAGUGAAUCAGCUACCAGUGAACCAGUUACUAGUAAAACAGUUAGUUGUCAGUUACUAGUGAAACAGUUACCUAUGAAACCUCGCUACGGAAGCCGAAACCCGUCGAAAGAAACAGCCGUCUUCUACCAGCGCAAAAACAGACAGCAGAAAAAAUUUAUUACACGACUUGGAAACAGCCAUACAGACCGGGUCGUGUACAAUAGUAUUUCAUCAAAUGAUGCUACUGACAUUUUGCAGUAAUCAAAAAAUCUGCCAGGAUACUGUCGUAAUUUUCUAGCCGUACUGUAGAACUGACUUUCCCUUACUCUAUUCACAUUAAGAGGAUGAAUCCAGUGUAUUCGUUUGCGUUCCUUUUUAUUAUUAUUUAAAGCUAAAAGUAGUGCGAUGAGUAUUAAUUCUAUCCAAGAGAUUUGCCUGACUUGAGAAACACGAAACUACUGAUUUAUCUGAUUUUUUAAGAUAUGUUUGAGGUAGCUUGUCGGAAUUCAAAUUAUGAAUUCCGCUCUGAAUUCAGAUAGGAAUUCCGGAUGUAUGAGUCCAGCCUCAGCGUGAUAUCAUAUCACGCUAAGACCUAAGCCUAUAGCCAUCUACAGUUUAUAAAAUUCACAAUGAGCUCUAAAUAAACCAGGAUCAACCUGUCAUUCAACUGACCCGGCCCUAGAAUAAGCGUAUUGCCCUGUGUAGAUUAACACUUUGUGUAAACGUUGUCGCGAUAAUCGUACUCGGUGUAAACUUGACUCUUUGCUGUCGUAUUAAUUUUGGCCGUGCGUGUGUUGUCUGGUCGGAAAUAAUUUCCGUUGAACGAACAGUGAGUACCGUAUGACCAAUACUCUCACAGUUCGUGAAUGUGUUCAUAAGAUGUUCAGGCUCAUUAGAUAAAGCGUAAACUGACUAAUGGUUGCAUUGAGUAUCGGAUUAUGGUUCCUUGCUGUGGUGGCUGAGAGUAAGCCUACGAAAGCAAUAAUUUGGUCAACAUAAGUACUACUAUUAAAAAUGAUUGUUUUUGUUAAUUCAUUCAUAUAUGUAUGUUGGUCAAUUUAUUUCUAAAUAUUUUAUUGAUUUUGUCGUUUGUUUAUCUUAAAUGUUAUUGUUUCAAGUGAAACUGUCACGGUGAAGGCGACGGCAUGUGGCACGGUGCGCGGGUGUUGGUGUUCGUGGCGCUGGGCUUACUGGCUGGGCCUUCACUUGCCCACAAGAAGUUCAAUAUCACCAUUGGCUACUUACCGGCUCUUACCGGUGACUUGCGAGACAGACAAGGACUCACAGUCUCCGGUGCACUGUCGUUGGCACUUGAAGAGCUGAACAAUGGAGUCGAUCUGCUGCCGGAUGUGGAGAUUCAGUUGCAGUGGAACGACACGAAAUAUGACAUGGUGACUUCCACCAGGCUCAUCACAGAAAUGAGUCGUGCAGGUGUAGUAGCCUUUUUCGGACCCGAAGGUCGCUGUGAAACUGAAGCCAUAAUUGCGCAAUCCAGAAACUUGCCUAUGAUCUCUUACAAAUGCUCAGACUACCAAGUAUCUAGGCUACCAAACUUUGCUCGAUUAGAGCCUCCGGGCGUUCAGGCGACAAAAGCGUUGAUAUCAUUGCUACGUUACUAUAGAUGGAACAAAUUCUCUAUAUUGUAUGAAGAAUCUUGGAUGACGGUCGCCCUGACGUUGGCGAACUAUGCCAAGGACUUUAACAUGACUGUAAACCAUCAGAGUCCCGUCAUAAAUACUUUUAAAUGUUGCGUAGAGAAAAUGGCUUGCUGUGCACCCGGUUUCUGGUAUCAGUUCAUUCAUGAUACAAAAAACAAAACAAGAAUUUACGUUUUCCUUGGGUCGACUUCUGGACUAAUAGAGAUGAUGACCGCCAUGGAGUCGCUGCAGUUAUUUGCGAAGGGCGAGUACAUGGUUAUAUUCGUGGACAUGAUGACGUACUCUCUUAAAGACUCUGCCAAGUAUUUGUUGAAAAUCGAAGAUCGUUUAUCGUCGACAUUAAUAUGUCCGAACACACCUGAAUUUAAAAAGAGAGCCCAGUCGUUACUGGUGAUAGCUUCGUCGGAACCAUCCCCGGAAUAUGAAGAGUUUACGGCUAAAGUCAGGAGAUACAAUUCUCUAGAACCAUUCAAUUUUCCCGAUGUCUUUGGCAGCAGGUACAAUAAGUUUGUAUCCAUUUACGCUGCGUACUUGUAUGAUUCGGUGAAGCUCUAUGCUAAAGCUCUAGAUGAAAUAAUCAAGGAGGAAACUCAAAAGGAGCCCUUGACGCAGGCCAAGCUAACGAAUAUUGUCACUAACGGAACAGCCAUUGUGGCGAAGAUGAUUAAAAGUUCGCCAUACAAAAGUGUGUCCGGUUUGACGAUACGUUUAGAUGAUCGUGGCGAUUCCGAGGGAAAUUUCUCCUUGCUCGCUUUCAAGCCGAUCAACAACGAGAUUGAUAGAAACUGCAGUUACAGUAUGAUACCGGUUGCUCAUUUCCAGCAAAACAGUAAAGAGUUUCCUGAUUACAAACUGAAUUCUCGUAUACCGAUCGAUUGGCCUGACACCGUGAAACCGGAGGACGAACCGUCUUGCGGUUUUAACAACGAGAAACGUCCAAGGCACAACUCGCUGAUAGCGUUGGCGAUACCGUUAGCGUUGACGGGAACGUUGGCGGUGACUUUGUUUUGUGUGUUAUUCGUCACGGUCAGCAAAUACCGAAAAUGGAAGAUCAAACAAGAAAUAGAAGGUUUUCUUUGGGAAAUAGACGCACAGGAAGUUACCGGAUAUUCCGACAACGGCCUCGUGUGCUCGCCCAGUAAGUUAUGUCUAGCGAGCGGUAUAUCAUACGAAAUGUGCCCACAAAAAUUCACCACGACGGCGCAAUACAGAGGGAAUUUAGUCAGGAUAAAAACAUUGAAGUUUUCUAAAAAGAAGGAUAUAUCUCGGGACAUAAUGAAAGAGAUGCGGCUGCUGCGCGAGCUGCGUCACGACAAUCUCAACUCGUUCAUCGGCGCCGUCGUGGAGCCGAUGCGCGUGCUCAUCCUCACCGACUACUGCGCCAAGGGGAGCUUGUAUGAUAUAAUAGAAAACGAAGAUAUCAAAUUGGAUCAGAUGUUAAUAUCUUUGCUUAUUCACGAUCUCAUUAAGGGUAUGAUCUUCAUUCAUUCGUCGCCUUUAAAAUUUCACGGAAAUCUCAAAUCCUCGAAUUGUGUAGUUACAUCAAGAUGGAUGUUACAAGUAGCUGAUUUUGGUCUUCGUGAGCUGAAAUAUUGCGCUGAAAACAAGUUUAUUGGAGAACAUCAGUAUUAUAGAGGUUUGCUUUGGAAAUCACCAGAGUUGUUGAGAGGAUUAAACAACCCGAAUGGCAUCGUGGGCGGAACGCAAAAAGGUGACGUCUAUGCGUUUGGGAUUAUUCUAUAUGAAGUGAUAGCGAGAAAAGGCCCUUUUGAAAAUGUCGCAAUGGAGCCCAAAGAUAUAAUAGACCGCUUGAAGCGGCCGAAGUUGGACGGCGAAGAGUUGUUUCGUCCGGACACGAGCAGCAUCGACGGCGGCAUCGACGACUACAUUGUGUCGUGCAUGAAGGACUGCUGGGCAGAAGAUCCCAACACGAGACCUGACUUUCCUACGAUUAGAACCAAACUAAAGAAGAUGAAAUCGGGACAGUAAGGGAAACUAUUUAGUUUAUUUAAAUCGUUAAGUCAAAUGUUAAUAUCAAAUAUAUCACAGAAUGCAUUUAUUGGUCAUGUGCUGAGUGCCACUUUAAUUAUAUUCAAUCAUAUACUGUAUAAUAAUUUAGUAUUUGUUAAUUCAUAUUAUA